Messenger RNA from Exophiala viscosa, 3431 nucleotides. Its product is annotated as ribonuclease Z. Gene Ontology annotation, cellular component: mitochondrion. The transcript is spliced from 2 exons. Gene Ontology annotation, biological process: mitochondrial tRNA 3'-end processing. NCBI's taxonomy places the organism in Eukaryota, Fungi, Ascomycota, Eurotiomycetes, Chaetothyriales, Herpotrichiellaceae. Bases 135 to 3065 code for a protein of 976 amino acids. The record is from RefSeq and is a predicted model, not a curated record. Gene Ontology annotation, molecular function: 3'-tRNA processing endoribonuclease activity.
AAACGCACUCUACAAGUCGACCACGGGCAUUGAAGAACGAACCCCAGAAAGGAAUCCCAUCACGCAGAAAAGGGUCGGUCGGAGUAGUUUCGUCACGAAAACAGAUCCUCAAACUGGAGCAGGAUUUCAGGAAGAUGCAAGAUCGAAAACAGGGAGCCAAAUCCGUUGGUGUGCGCACCAACUUCCACCUCCAGUUCAUUACAACGUUCACCUCGGAUACUCCUGGGACCAGUCUGAUAUUGCACUUCGACAACAAAAGGUACAUAUUCGGUGAGCUGUGUGAGGGCACACAGAGAGCAUGCAUAUCACGAGGGAUCGGGUUGCGGAAAGUCCGAGGUGUGUUUCUCUCAGGAAAGACGGCUUGGAGCAAUGGAGGGCUCAUAGGACUUAUUUUGACCAUGGCCGAUGUACAGCACGGGGAGGUUGAGAGUGAAGGUUCUACGAGACGGCCUCGACUCAACAUCUAUGGUGGGCCGAAACAGCAACAUUCGUUAGCCUGCGCAAGACGAUUCGUGUUCCGCACUGGAAUGCCACUGUCUGUCCACGAAAUCAAUGUCCAAAAGAGCGCUGAAGAACCUACUCUGGUCCACGAAGAUGAAAAUAUUCGUGUGUGGGCCAUAUCUGCGGAGUCUGUAACGUCUACUGCUGCUGAGCCCGAAGAUCAAUACGAGUCAGACGCUGAUGUAGAGCCUGAGCGAACCGACAUCGACGAAUCACGAGUAUCUGCCGACCAGAGCCUGCGAAAACAUAUCGUCAAUAAUAUGUUCGAUUCCGAUUGGAAAAGGGACCGGCUCGUCGAAUGCAAACUGAAGGACAUCAAACUCCCAGCUCUGGUAUGGGUCAGGGAUCCGGAAACGAAGACCUUGACCUCUUACACCUGCGUUGGUCCAGACAACAUCGGUCCCCUGACCAUGGAGACUGACGUGUUGGUUCGAACUCCCUGGCCAGCCUCGGAAGUUCAGGAGCUCCCAGAGGCCUCGGGUCUGCCGACCAAGGUCGCAACAUCCUACAUUAUCAAAGGCCAUGCUCAACGCGGGACCUUUGAUCCCGCCAAAGCGGCAAGCCUGGGCCUCAAGCCUGGACCGCUCUACGCACGGUUGGUUGCAGGAGACACCGUUGAGAAUGACGCUGGACAAACCAUUAGUCCCGACAUGGUCCUUACACCGACCCGGCCAGGAAGAGGCGUUGCCAUAUUUGAUGUCCCGUCAGUACGCUACCUUGCAAGUCUUGAGCAAAGGUUGGAAGCUUGCAACGAUCAGCUCUUCGACGGACUCGAAGCCGCCAUCUGGAUAACGCGUGGCUCUGUGCCUUACAGCGACCGAUUCCGGCAACUGCUGGGCAUGCACAAGGACAUCAAACACGUCGUUUCACACCCCGAUCUGUGCAAGGACUACAUCACACAAGACUCCUUCUCUAUCUCGUCUAUCCGCCUGAAUAACGUUGCCUCAGAGUUCUUUGCAGUCCCGCGCUAUGAUAAUACACAUGCUUAUCGUCCUGUAGCGGCCACCGCCUCACAGGAUAUAAGGGAGCUGCUCGCCAUCAAGGACUCAGGUAUCGAUGUGCUGCCUGCGAAAAGAGGGCUCAGAAUUCAUGUUGAACCCACCUUUGCUUUGGACGAAACUGAAGUUCCAGGCACCUUGGAUUUGGCUUCUUUGAAUAUGCCUAUUGAAGAGCGAGUUCGGGAAUGUCUGCCGGAAGAUAUGUCUCCGUACCGCAGGACCCAGCCAGCCUCACUGGCCUUAGACCUGGAUGAACCGGAAAUCGUCACUCUUGGUACUGGCUCUGCGGCUCCCUCGAAAUACCGGAAUGUCUCUGCGGUACUGCUUCGCAUGCCAAAUAAGAUGGGAACAUACCUCUUCGACUGUGGAGAAGGGACACUGGGGCAGUUGCAACGAUUAUACACUCCCGAGCAGAUGGACGAGCUUCUAUUCAACCUCAAAGCUAUCUGGAUAUCACAUUUGCACGCCGAUCACCAUUUGGGCACGAUAUCAAUUCUUCAAGCGGCCGUAUCAGCCGGAAAACGAUUGUCGGGUCCAGACAGGCCGCAACCUGCACCUCCAUGCUUGAUAUCCGAAAUUAACAUGAUGGACUAUAUGAACGAUUACCAUUCUGUACUUGGUGUUUCCACGGAAACGCUUUGUACUCCCGUCGCAUGCCACUGGACAGAAGGCAUGUCCUUACGAGGCAAGCCUUUUGAUUUCUCACAAACGGACGUUCCCAUCAAGGAUCUGCGGACGGUCAAAGUCAAUCAUUGUCACGGGGCACAGGCAAUAUCAGUCACCUUUUCCAAUGGCUUCAAGUUCUCCUACAGCGGCGAUUGCCGACCGAACGAGGCAUUCUGCACCAUUGGGGCUGAUUCGGACGUUCUCGUGCACGAAGCAACGUUCGACGAUGGUUUGGACGGUGAUGCCAGGGCGAAGAAGCACUGCACAACCGGCGAGGCUGUUGGCGUCGCGCUGAAGAUGCGAGCCAAAAACCUCAUCCUCACGCACUUCAGUCAAAGGUAUCAAAAGCUACCUGUUCUCAGCAGCGUUAAGAUGCCGGAGCACAAUCAAGAGGAUGAACUCGAUGACGACGUUGACGGAGAGAUGGCUACUGGUCCCACGACUAUUUCGGAAGACGCACCAGUCCAGUCGACCGAUGCUUCGGCGUGGGUAGAGCAUGAUUCCACCCGUGAUCUGAACAUUGGCGUGGCAUUCGAUCUGAUGCGCAUCAAGAUUUCCCAGAUUGCAUCGUUCAAGAAGCUACUCCCCGCGAUCUCGAAGAUGUUCGAGAUUGAGGAGGAAAAGCGCGACCAACAACGGCGCGAGGCCGCGGCGGUCGUGCAGGCCGAGCAGGAUCGCAAGAUGGCGGAUAAAUUGGCCCGACAGGAGGCCAACAGGAAGAAAUUCCAGGAGGCGACGGGCAAGAAGAAGAAAGAUACGAGGAAUAAGAGGAAACUGGAUGACGGGACAAAUAAGCCCACAGCAGAUACCAAUGCAAAGGCGACGGAGAAUGGAAGUGCAACAGACCCAAUGAGCGUGGCUGCCAUCACGCACCCAAUGGAUGUUGACACCGACCGGUGACGGUACACUCGCGCAACGCAAUGGAAGCGGCGACCAGAAAGCCUCAGGGGCUAAUGUGCUCGCAGAGGACGUGCAGGCCAUCGCGAGUCCUGAGAAAAAGCGCAAACUGGACAAUCUGUCCGCAGGAACAAUUGACUGAGUAGUAUCAGGUCAAUCAAGAGCUGGCAACAUUUGGGUUCAGCGAAAAGGGCAACUACUCAUUCUUUUGGGCAACGAACUAAGGGACCAUAGAACUGAAGAAGAUGGCUUGCACGUAAAUGUCUCGAUACGGGGAUCGAGGGUCACAGAAGACAACAUCUACACUGUAAAACAGGUAGGCCCAAUAGAGCCAGACGUGCUAUCUGUGACUACGGCACAAGCCAAUGU